Molecule: messenger RNA, 2982 nt
Organism: Megalopta genalis
Lineage: Eukaryota; Metazoa; Arthropoda; Insecta; Hymenoptera; Halictidae
Product: Zinc transporter 77C
Biological process (GO): zinc ion transmembrane transport; intracellular zinc ion homeostasis; detoxification of zinc ion
Cellular component (GO): membrane
Molecular function (GO): zinc ion transmembrane transporter activity
Source: RefSeq, a predicted model, not a curated record
GUCAUACGUAAACGAAUGAUUUGUCAAUACUGAUUGUAUUGUCACUCGCAGCUUCGGAAAAAUAGUUCCUUUGUGCGCGCAGCUAUGCAAGAAUGUUUAAUAAAUUCAACUGCCACCGACUGCCCUUUAUUCGAAGACAACCCAACGCGCGUUUCUCAUACGAAAAUAUGUAUAUCAUAAAUUAAAUAUGUAUGUCAAAUGGCUGAUUAUUGUCUUAUAAAAAUCACAAGAUCGAAUCUUCAAAGACAUUUUACAACACUUCUGGCAACACGUGCUUCAACGAAGAACUUCAUCGAACAAUUUUCCAUGGACUCUCCCACUAACAAUAACUGGACAAUGCACUAAUAAAACCGCUCAUUUGCUCGAUGGUGAUACGUUCAGUGUCAUCGCGCACUAGUCACUACGUAAAUAUCCUGCAAUUUGAACAGAGUCUAACUUUUCGGCGUCCUCAUCUCUGACUCACUUUGCCAUGGUCCACAAUGAUUCAAACACCCUGGAUCGAACGGUUUUCCGAAGGUAACGGGACGACGGGUGGGGAUACGUCAGAGGACAACGGGGUAGUAACCAUCAUCGGUUCGACUCGAGACAAACAAUAAAGCUUUUUCGUAGGUAAAUGAGAGGACCGAUGUCGGCGCGGGUCAACGAUAGCGGCGAUAGCCAAACUGUUCACCGAGCUGAAUGGUUAAACGCAGAAGAACCGUGGUAGCGGUAGCAUCGUCAAUAUCGUCUCGUCCGGUGAAUCGUCUCGUUCGGAUCGUCGCUGAUCCUCAUCUCUUUUGAUCGGUCGCGGCAAAGACAGCUGUCGUUGUUUUGAGUACACGUGGGAAUAGUGUUAUUAUCGUCAUCGGUGUCACAGUGAAUCUGUGGAUGCAGCGUGUCCCAUUUAUCCGUGACGGUUUCAGAAGAGAGAAAAUUGGAUCGAAGAUUUACUGAAAGUAAAGUGGUGCACAGUGAAUCGUUUCGGUGGACCCUCUUUCGUCUGUUGGCCGUGAUCCUUUUAAGAGAGUCCUCUGUAUCUAUUUCCCCAUCUUAGUUUAUAUCCACAGGUCUCGCAUGUCCUUCGUCUCUCUUCCGCGGCUCGUUCGUCUGACCGAUGACAAUCACGGAGUGUUACAACGUUUUUCGACCGAGUCAGGCUGCUACGUUUCAAUAGAACAGGAUUCAUGAUAUCAAUUGUUCGGCAACGACGGACUUGAAAACUGCGAGGAUCACGUUCUGUUCCCAAGGAAUGCUUUAACUAGGCGAACGUGUGCAUCUUAAUCUCGCCUCGUUCUGUCACCGAUUAGGAGAUUCUCUGAAACACUCAGGGUCAUGGCUGUGAAAGAAUGGUUCAGAAGGCUGCAGCCAGUCCAGUUGUACCUGCUCCUGUUCUUCACCACCGCUUUCUUCCUCGUCGAGAUCAUCGCUAGCCAUGUGACCCAUUCGUUAACGUUGCUCCUCAACGCCUAUCAUAUGCUGUGCAACAUCAUCGCACUUGCUGGUUGCAUUGCGUCUAUCAAGUAUAGUCAUCGUCAAAAUGGCAGCAGUAACUCCAGUUCCUUGCGAAAUUCCGUGAUCUGUAUAAACAAUGAGGACCGUGCGUCUCCAACGUCUCUCUCGACUAAGACCAAGCAAUCACGAUCGGACAGGAGGAUGAAGAACACCUUUGGAUGGGCGAGGAUCGAUGUACUUACUAUGCUUGUUUGCUGUGUUUUCCUUGCGUCUUUCUGCUUUUCCUUGUUGGUGGAAGCGCUGCAGACUCUGAUCCACAUAGAUCAUCUGGACGAAAUGCAUCAUCCUAUGCCUGUUUUGGCGAUAGGCCUCUCCGGCAUCCUUCUUAACGCGUUUUGUUACAUAUUGAUCGGAGGGUACACCUUUAAUCAAGGAAUCGUCCUGCAUGUUACAGUGAAUGGGGACGUAAUGUUCAGAAGAAAUGUCAGUUCCGAGCCAGCGAAGGAAGGAGAACAGCUAUCUUCCCAGACCAGGCGAAGUCCUUUGGGUAUACCAAAGAGUCAAGGUUUUCGAGAAACCUGUCGGGAUGUGCUCGGCUGUGUUUUUGUGAUGCUGGUGUCCGUCCUGGUAUACUUCACCGACUCCGACGUGGCCAAAUAUAUCGACCCACUGUUCGCCAUUAUAUCCUCCAUCUCCCUUUUUGUUUUGAGCUACCCGUACUUGAAAGAAUCGGGCCUGAUUCUGCUUCAAACGAUACCCAACCACAUCAACAUCGAUUCCUUGAAAAGGGAAUUACUGGAAGCCUUUCCAGGUAUAGUGAACGUUCACGAUUUGCAUGUGUGGCAGUUGACGGGGCAGAAGAUCAUCUCUACCGUUCAUAUUAUCUUCUUGGACCCUAUGGUAUAUGCCAGUAUUACCAAUCAAGUGACGGAAUUUUUCAUUGAGAUGGGUAUCACGCAAGUGACCAUUCAACCAGAAUUCCAUAAAAUCAGGCCUAACAGGGAAAAAACAGGUUGUCUAAUUCGCUGCCAUGGCGAGCAUUGCAGUUCCUCCCAAUGCUGCUCUAAGGAAAAGUUCAUGGAAGACUCGUGCUCGCACGUAUCGACGGAACAAGUGCAAUCGAUAAACAAAAAAUUGGAGAGGAAAGAAGUUGUUCCGACUCCGUUGGUGGUCGAUUUGGAAGGAUUUGUCGUCACUGGCGGCGAGGCAACUACUAAGGGGUAUAUGGUGGGCCGAAUCGCUAGUCGAUCGAACGAUGGACAGACAGAAAAUAACAAAGAUGACGCGGAAGACAAUCCUUACGCGAUAACGGUGGACGUUAGUAACCAAACGUGCAGCACCAGUCGCAGUGCCGAGCCAGAGUCUUAACUUUAAGACAAUAAUUAGAGGAACAAUUUUAUUUUUACAUCGCUAUAUAUUUUUAACAAAAGAUAAUCGAAUAUCGAACGGACCACAGAGUAAUAAGUUUGAACUGAUAUAAUCGUAACUUUUCAUCUAGUAACCUUUUAUUGUUUAUAUCAAGGCUCGGAAUUAAUUGCACAUGACAGAGCA